AUCAUCAGUUAGCCGUUCUACCGUGAGUGAACAACUAUCAGUUUAUUCUAGUGGUGAAUUUGUGUUUAGUUUGUGUUUCAAAUAUCCAGCAUGAUGAAAGCACGCUUUGUAGUGUUGGCGUCGCUCGCGACAUUGGCACUGGCAAGACCCGAAGCUGGAUACUCCUAUAGCUCACCAUCCUCAUCAGGUGGUUACUCGUCCGGAAGCACUGGUCUGAGCUUCUUGGGCGGCGGUGGUGGCGGUGGUUACUCGAGCGGCGGUUACGCCAGCGGCAGCUCCGGUUACUCCGGCCCGAUCAGCUCUGGUGGAUACUCCAGCGGUGGUAGCUCCGGUGGAUACUCCAGCGGUGGUAGUUCCGGCGGAUACUCCAGCGGCGGUGGUUCCGGAUACUCCAGCGGUCCAGUCAGUUCCGGAUUCUCCAGUGGUUCAAUCAGUUCCGGAUACUCCAGUGGUGGCUCAGGAUACGCAAGUGGAUCCUCGGGCUACAACUACGCCCCGGCCGCCCCAGUUGUGCAGAAACACAUCUACGUGCACGUGCCACCCCCAGAGCAAGAAUACGUCGCCCCACCUCAAAUCCAACAGGUUGCCCCACCCCAGAAACACUACAAGAUCAUCUUCAUCAAGGCUCCAACUCCACCAACCCCGACCGCCCCAAUCAUACCACAAGUGCAACAAGACUCCGAGAAGACCCUGAUUUACGUUUUGGUCAAGAGGCCCGAAGACCAACCACAAAUCUCCAUCCCAACACCAGCACCAACCACACCAUCCAAACCCGAAGUAUACUUCAUCAAGUACAAGACCCAAAAGGAAGCCGGAGGUUUCGCAGCCAGCUCUGGCUCCAGCUUCAGCGGAUCCACAUCRGCGGGUGGCUUCAGCGGACCYACAUCGGCGGGUGGCUUCAGCGGACCCACAUCGGCGGGUGGCUUCAGCGGUGACUCAAUCGGACACUCCGGCAUCUCAUCUCUGUCCUCCAGCGGUCUCGGAUCCAGCUACUCUAGCCCAUCAUCCAGCUACGGAUCCCCAAGCGCCAGCCCAUCAUCCUCUUACGGUGCCCCGAGCUCCAGCGGAUCUUACUAGGGCGUUCGAUUCAAACGUAAUGUUAUAAUGUUGUCGUCCUUGKGCACACGCUUCGCGCCAGUGGCCGUGGAAAACCGUUGAUUGUUACUUUUCCACGGUCAGUGAACAUUUCGAGAAGCGUGGCCACCCUCCAUACACAAUUAUCCCCAAAACAUCCUCUCUCCAUCCCUCUCCACCCCUCCUUAAAUACUACUCCCAUAUUCCCAUCCCGAUUCUCCCCCCAAAAAUGCAAUUGUAACAUAUUUUAUAAUAUCCAUGUAAACUAUUUUAUUUGUGUUUUAUAUUUUUUUAUUAUUUUUAUUAGUAUCAAGCUCAAUUUUCAAAACGCGUAUAUAUGUGCAGUAUAAUACGCUAUCGUAAUUUUAUUAGCUGACUCAUAUUAGAACACAUAAUAUAAUAAUAUUGUUGUCAUGAUUUAUAAUACUACAAAAUAUACGAUUCGAUUUUUUUAUAAU
Messenger RNA from Diuraphis noxia (Russian wheat aphid), 1532 nucleotides. RefSeq names its product TweedleT (gene TwdlT). The record is from RefSeq and is a predicted model, not a curated record. Lineage: Eukaryota; Metazoa; Arthropoda; Insecta; Hemiptera; Aphididae. Gene Ontology annotation, molecular function: structural constituent of chitin-based larval cuticle. Gene Ontology annotation, cellular component: chitin-based extracellular matrix. Gene Ontology annotation, biological process: chitin-based cuticle development.